UGCAGCAGCAGGACGCCCAGACACGCCUGUUGUUCAGUUCAGGGCGCCACAGCACCGCUCUCAACCGCAUCAACACUCUGCGCUCCAAGCCUGUCAACACCAGGAAUUCUCUCUGCCCGCGUGCUCCUUGUUUGUGGGCCCAGGCGGGUGGCGGUAAUGCAGCUGCCUGCACCUCCCGCACUACCACGUCCUGACCCCGCCACUGGCGUCUCUGGCGUCACUGACACCUUAGUUGCCAUUCAUAUUGCUGCUGCUAGAUGUGGGGAUGGAAGUACGCAGGACAGGGGAAGCAGGCAAGCGCGUAGGGCAGAUCAGCAUGGUGCAGCUGGGAGGGCCAUGACCAAGCUCGCCCAGUUGAAUCUCCUUGUUCAAAAACCAGGCGUGGGCAAGGAGAAGGCGGAUUUCAUGUGGUGGAGGCAGUGGAUGGAUGGGUCUGACCAGAACCUCGGAUGG
Closterium sp. Naga37s-1 is the source of this 453-nucleotide messenger RNA. Lineage: Eukaryota; Viridiplantae; Streptophyta; Zygnematophyceae; Desmidiales; Closteriaceae. The record is from the annotation of a GenBank genome assembly.